GCACCGACGUGAAAUUGCUCCUCUUCCCCUACUUUCUUCUUCUUCGCCAUGCUGCACGAGAUUGAAUAUGAGAACAAAGAAUGGUGGCGGAAAGGUAAGUUAUCUAAAUCGAAACACUUGAUUCAUACUAUUAUGGGCGCUUAGCAUACCCAUACUCAGAAGCUUGCAAGGUUGUCAGAGGUUGCCUUGCAACAGCAAUUCGCCUUUUGAUCCCUUUUGCUUGUACUUCCGUAUUCUUUUCCAACUCCUUAGGUUCUGAUAUCACUGUUAUCCUCCUCAAUCAUGGCUACGAAAUCGAAGUCCAAGCAAGAUGAAGUCAACCAACUGCUUGAUGAUCUCGAUUCCUUCGAAAUGCCCCCGCCUGGUUCUGCACCAAUAGUCGCAGGAACACAAGCACCUGCAGCCGGAGAGGCAGAGGUUUUCGCAUUCAUUGAUGAGAUAACCCAGAAGAGCACAGAACCGCCACGUUCCUCCUCUCAUUUGGAACGUCCACUCUCGCGUGCGGGGACACCUUCACUGAGGAAGAGCACCGAAAGAGUGAAGGUCGGCGGGGGAGCGGUACCUUUGUUACCUAAUUCCUCCAGUAGCGGUUCGCCUGCUCUCUCCCGCACAGAAUCAUCAAGUUCCAGGACGACUGUUGCUCCUCCAAAGGAUGUCAAUCAAAACGCUAAUCCUGGAGGAUGGGGAUGGGGAAGUGUCUGGUCUAGUGCCAGUGCUGCCAUACAGCAGGCAAAGUCUGUCGUUGACGAGCAAGUAAAGAACCUUCCCAAGAACGAGCAGGCUCGGAAGUGGGGUGAAGGUGUACUAGAAUAUGCCAAGACAGCACAGUUGGAUAAACUCAGUAAGUUCAGAGUAACACACUCAAUCAAUAAAUAUGUAUCUCAUAAACGGUUCUUAGGCCAAGAUUUCAAGCGAGUCGGUCUCUCAACAUUGACCGACCUUCUGAAUGUUGUCGCACCACCUAUCUCGGAGCACGAAGUGAUCCAAGUCUGGUUGAGCCAUGAUAUGAGGGGUUAUGACGGCGUAGAGUCAUUGGUGUAUCGUGCUCUCGCUCGCAUUCUGGAGCAAGUGGAAGGCGGUGAUCUUGUUGUCAACCGCGGCGACGAGUCAAAACCCAAGGAAACCUCCUCGGAUAAGAGGGACCUUGGUGCUGUUGAUGGGUAUGAAGCCGCACUUAAGCUCGCUCAGGCGAACCUGGAUGAACUCAUUAAGCGUAAUAUUCAACCGCCACCUGCGACAUCCUCAGCUCAAAAUCCGACCACCUAUUCAUAUGUGUAUAUCCGCAUACAGCCCUUCAUAACUUCAGUCGCGCUUCCAGAAUCAUCAACUUCCCCCGAGGGCAGUGCCGCUUCACAUCCAUCUCUCCAGUUCAUUCUCUACCUCUCGGACCCGUCACACCAAUUGAUUCACUCCACGAUCACACAGUCUAUCCCUGGAAAGUGGCUGGACCUCUGGGAUCAAUAUGAUUGGGUCGAGGACCUAGUUGUGGAAGCCAUUAGACUAGGAGUCGAGGUCCUUGGCCAAGAAUAUGUCGUAUCGAGAAUGGGCUGGGACAAGAAGCAGGAACCUGAAGAGAAAGCUGAGGAACCCACUGUAUCUGUUACUGAAGCUGCUUGAAGCCUCAUGGACAUGGAUUUGUUUUGAUACCCAACUUUCUGUGUACUACUAUCACCUGUUGUUUGUGAAUCCUUCGAAGGGGGUGAAAGAACAGAUGUAUUAUGCAGAAUAUAAGCUCUACUUCUUCUGCUCCUCAGGUUUGGGUGGAGGGACUGGCUUGAAGUCGGCAGGUCUUCUCGGCUCCGUUCCUUCACCAACUUGCUCCCAAGGAGAAGCAGAAUCGAAGUUUCUGUGAACAUAACCAGUUAGAUGCGCGUUCAUACAUCAAGGUUCCAGUCUACUGACCGGA
Messenger RNA from Somion occarium, 1906 nucleotides. Lineage: Eukaryota; Fungi; Basidiomycota; Agaricomycetes; Polyporales; Cerrenaceae. The record is from the annotation of a GenBank genome assembly.